UUCCUAUCCUAUCAGAAUUCGUGCACCAGUACUCCCUGUCUCCAUGAUUCCACCUGUCUCAAUGGAUAUACCGACAAGAGAUACAUUUGCCUGUGUCCAGAUAAUUACACGGGAGAAAACUGUGAAAAAGGUCUCACUAAUAUUCUUUUUUAAAGUUCUGAAGGUUCUUCAUCCAGCUUGCGGAUAACUUCAUGUCAGUCCUCAUUGUUUUCUUUGUUUAGAUAGAAACGAGUGUAUUGACAACUCUCAUGACUGUCAUGCCAAAGCUGUUUGUAAUAAUACCGAGGGAUCAUUUACGUGUAGCUGUACAGAAGGUUAUCAGGGGAACGGUCGGAAUUGCACAGGUGAGAUUCAUAGAUAUUCAUAGAGACAUAUUGAUAAUAAUGAAAUAUUUUCAUAGCAUCAUAUCCAAUGGCUUAUGGCGCUUUACAAAGGUUUGUUUGGGACUUUGGCCAGACUGCAUUGAGAAGUUUAGAAUUUUUUAAGGAAAUUUUUGUAGAUGGCCCCAUUUUAAGAACUAAGGCAAAACCACAACACUGAGAGCUGUGUUCCCUACUCUCUGCGAUAAGUGUAUAAAUUAUUCAACGUCCCCCAUCAGCCAGUACAGAAGAGAUGAAGGAGUAGGGGGCCUACGGUUUUUUUGUCCUCAUCCGAGAAAACUAAAAUGUCAAAUCAUUUGUAGAUGUCAGAGUAAAAAUAGCACAUUCUCCUCAGUAAUUUUAAGACUGUGAUCAUGAGUGUUGGUCCGGUUCGGGGCGUGAACUCUCGACCUCCCACACAGCAGUAAGGCGCUCUACUAAAUGAUCUAACCAUUUUCAGUUGUUAUCAGCCAACUUUGAAUGAAUUCCAAGUAUUGAACAUAUUAAAUGGGGAAAGUUUUUAACUAUAAUCGAUCACUGUUCCUCAAACGUAGGGAGAAGACGGUCCAAUGACACCCCUCUUGGUCUCUUUUCAUUCUCGCUGAGAGUGAUUUAUCUGAAGACCAAAACAGUUGAUUGCUGAUAUGCAUGACGGUCGAUUUUGCCAAAAACAUUGAUGGAUCUUCGUUCACCGGUUCUUGUUGACUUAAAAAUUUCCUGUUUUUGUGCAUUGUACCUCGUAUUUCAGCUGUUACCAUUGACCAACCAGUAACUAGAGGCAGUGGGAUUGAAUUGCGUCCGAGCCUGAAAAUUUCUUAAAUAGUCUACGAUAGUUUUUAAUCGCAACUUGUUUCUAGGAUUUCUCUUUAUUUGGUGUUACUGCCCUUUUCUGGUUUACUUUCAAACUUUUUAGAUGUGGACGAGUGUACCAGCCAAACCCAUGGCUGUCACUAUAAUGCAAGUUGCAAUAACACAGACGGGUCUUACACAUGCAAAUGCAAAACGAGAUUCACUUGCGGUAAGUAUAAGAAAUGUUUUGUGAUUUUUUUUUUUUUUUUUUUUUUUUUUUUUAGAUAGCGAUUUGCGUGAUCCACUUGAAACAGCGCCGAAGAUAAACUCUGAUAAAUGUGCGUUUAAAACGGAUACUUAAUUCAAUCAUUGCAGUUCAGACGGGCACUUUCUCAUUCCAUGUAAAUUGUGACAUAGGAAAAUACUUAUCAUAAGUGCUAUGUAAGCACACCUUCCCUUUACAAAAUGAACAUUGGCACAACCUGAAAUCUACGAAAUCGAGGUCGUACGGAUUACAUUUAAUGGGCUUAGGAUUCUAUCAUGGCAAUGACCAGGAACUAAAUAAGACAAGUUUUCCACAGAUUUCGCUUCGAUUUCGAAGUGGUUCAUUGCCUGAUAUGUCUACACAGGAAAUUCACUCAAAAAAUUACUUAACGAUCAGUGCUCAGAAAUUAUAUUCGUCAGGAGAAGACUCCUCCUGUUAUGAGUAACGCGUAUCCCAUAGUUUCCUCCAGAUAAUCAAAAUAAUUUCAAAUUUCUUUAUCAGGGUAGGAAAACUUGAGAUCUAAAGCGCCCUUAAUGUUACGUGUUUGUUCUCUCAACUGUUUGAACUGAUCAUACAACCAGCUGCCAGACUGAACACAAACAUUCGAGAUAGAGAUGAAAUUACAACUUAAUUAAAAAAAUGGAUGUCAAUUUUACAUUUUUCCUCUCAGUAUUCAAAGCCGGGUUCUCAAAUCUCAAUGCCACUGGAAGAUAUGGUCCAACAUCGCUCGGAAGUUACUACGCAGGUCAGGAUCAUGACGGACAAGUUGCUCUGUCCAGCGGUAUUCAACAGUGGACUGUACCGUACACUGGUGAUUACAGAAUAGAAGCAAUUGGGGCAGCUGGAGGGUACGAUAAAGGGAUGUACAGCCCUCGGUACCGCGGGAGAGGAGCAAGAAUGAUUGGAACAUUCCGCUUAAACAAGGGUGAAGUCAUCCAGGUACUUGUAGGUCAAGAAGGAGGAAUAAACAAGAAGUCUGAUUCUUCUGGCGGCGGUGGAGGUACAUUUGUAGUGAGAGGAGCCAACACACCUUUAAUAAUAGCUGGAGGCGGAGGAGGGGUACAAUAUGUAUUUUCAAGAUAUAAAAAAUGUGACGCCAGCACAAGCACGACAGGGAAUCCUGGAGUCAGACCAUGGUCAAGAGGGAGCAACGGACAAGGUAAAAGAAUUUUUUAA
Pocillopora meandrina is the source of this 2589-nucleotide messenger RNA. Lineage: Eukaryota; Metazoa; Cnidaria; Anthozoa; Scleractinia; Pocilloporidae. The record is from the annotation of a GenBank genome assembly.